CUCUUCCUACUGUUGCAAUGCUUUGUCAGCUAUGCCCUUCUCUCCGGUGCUGCCUCCUCCUCCUCCUCCUCUUUCCAUUAGCCUCCAGUUCUGCUUCUAAUGGGGACACAGUGGUCACAACCAGCAGUGGCCCUAUUAAGGGCAAGCAGUUCCUGGCUGGCUCUGGAUCUGUGACAGCCUAUCUAGGCAUUCCUUAUGCUGAGCAUCCCCUGGGGAAGUUGCGCUUCCAGAAACCUCUUCCACAUCAGCCAUGGACUCAAACUUUGGAGGCCACCAGCUUUGGCAAUUCCUGUCUUCAAUUUAUUUUCCGGGAUGUCCCUGAAGCAGAGACAUUUACUCCUAAAACACCACUUUCAGAAGAUUGCCUUUCCCUCAACAUCUGGGUGCCCCACCCACAACGUCCUUCACCAGUGCCUGUUUUGGUCUGGAUACACGGAGGGGGAUAUUUCAUGGGCUCAUCUUCUCUGGACAUAUACAACGGGGCCUCCUUAGCUGCCACUGAGAAUGUCAUUGUGGUCUCCAUCAAUUAUCGCCUGGGAGCCCUAGGCUUUCUUUACUUGCCAGAAGCUGCUCCAGGGAACCUAGGCUUAUGGGACCAACAGCUGGCCCUGAAGUGGAUAAAAGAGAAUGCAGCUGCCUUUGGGGGAGACCCUUUCCCCAAAGGCAUUUUUGGCGAGAGUGCUGGAGGAUCUUCUGUGAAUUUCCAUCUUCUUGCGCCAAAAAGCCAGGACCUUUUUGCCCAAGCAGUGAUCCAGAGUGGAACAGCCAAUGCUUUCUGGUCUUGGAAGUAG
Messenger RNA from Protobothrops mucrosquamatus (brown spotted pit viper), 791 nucleotides. Its product is annotated as cholinesterase-like. Gene Ontology annotation, cellular component: plasma membrane. Gene Ontology annotation, biological process: choline metabolic process; acetylcholine catabolic process. NCBI's taxonomy places the organism in Eukaryota, Metazoa, Chordata, Lepidosauria, Squamata, Viperidae. The record is from RefSeq and is a predicted model, not a curated record. Gene Ontology annotation, molecular function: acetylcholinesterase activity. The transcript has a single exon. The coding region runs from base 18 to 791 and encodes 257 amino acids.